Messenger RNA from Eremomyces bilateralis CBS 781.70, 3898 nucleotides. RefSeq lists its product as uncharacterized. The record is from RefSeq and is a predicted model, not a curated record. The transcript has 4 exons. The coding region runs from base 160 to 3645 and encodes 1161 amino acids. NCBI's taxonomy places the organism in Eukaryota, Fungi, Ascomycota, Dothideomycetes, Eremomycetales, Eremomycetaceae. Gene Ontology annotation, molecular function: protein binding.
CUUGUGUUCAAAUAUCUGAGGAGCAACUUCUCGUCUAGUUAUUUCCUGGCUGAACACGGUCGACCCUUCUAAGACUGUGAAUAUCUAUAUUCUGAGGCAUGGACGCAUUAUAAAUCCUUUGGCGUCGCUCUUGAGGCGACCGCAAUACAUUAUUACAUCAUGCUCCGACAUAAUCAUGAGGGAGGAAAAGCCGCCCGGUAUAUAUCCCAACUCGAUCUCGAACGCUGUAACGGGCAAUGGCAGCUGGUGCCGGAGCUCGCACGCAAAAUCGAGAAGCAUGCGCCGAAUCGCAAAUGCCUAGCAUUGACCGCAAGAGUGGAGGCACACAUUGCUGAAUGGCUCGCUACGGACACCGACACCUCAAACACAGAUCUAGCGAAACAUAUCCCACCGCUCCUAACCGCCAUCGAAGACGCGAAGUCGAUCCCGGAAGACGCGUUCGAAGCAAGCGUGUGCCUUGCUUGGGUCCACCACUCUUUAGGGGAGCCGGCACUUGCAAUAUCGAGAUUACCGAAUGAUAUUCCCGAGAGUUUAGAAAGCAUACCACUGUCCGCAAGACAAUCGCGCAAAUGGAUCCAAGUGUGCGCCGUUAAGGGAGGAUACCUCAAAGGGGAAGCGUUAGAGAAGACAGCAGGCCAUGCUGAAGCUGCACGAGCGUAUAGCGCUCUGUUGCCGGUGCUUCCAACGCCUGGCUCACAGAUGACACCUCAGCUCGGUCUGUGGACGAACCGAGUGCUCUCAAGACUGUGCGAGGUUUCCAUGAUCCCACUCCGCUCAGGUGGAUCCGUGGAUUUCAGCGCUAUGAUGGGCGGGUUCCGAUUAUGGACACAACAUUGGCAACAAUCCCGAGCAAACUUCAAAGAGGAUCAAUCGCACAAGGAUGUAUGGGUGGCGUACUACAAGGCGCUGUCCGAAAUGCUUCGUCAAAAUAUACUUUGCGAUGCAAACUCCCCUGAGCUGCAGCCUUCAAUUGUCAGAAGCGCAAAUGAUCUCUCCCCACAAGACUACCUAAGCUCGAGGCUGAAACAAAGGGCGGAACUGAAGAGUGUUGAAACGGCGAACGAGAAGCUCAUCUUGGAGAGCACAACCUUUCCCAAAGCCAACGAACGGAAUUCGGACGUGGAAAUGUGGGUGGAGGCUGUUGUGGAUAAUUGGCGCAUCCUCUGUGGCCCAUCAUGGCAGGACGAAGAACUUGGCGCCGGUGGAAAGGAGGCCAUCGCACGCGGAGUACUCGACAUCCUUUACCGUGCGGCGACCAAAACGUUCCACAGCCCUCAAAUACUCCGACAUCUUUUUACGGUCCAUUCAUAUUUAACCGAGUUCGACCUGGCAAUGAAAGCAUUUGAUUCCUACUCGGAGAUCAUAAAAAGAGGGAGAGAACGAGACGAGAAUUCUGGGGAAGAGGAUCCGUCCCUUGAUGGGCCUGAUGCGUUCAUAUGGACCAAUGCUGAGACUAUCAAGCUCUUGUGUCGGUACGGAUCCUUCGAGGAAGCCGAAAGAGCCGAAAAGAUCUGUGACGAAUUUGAGAGGUGGCUGAAAUCCCAUGUGCUUGUACCGAUCCGGCGUCUGUCGAAGGGUAGCAUACAAACUGAGCACCAACUCGAUCCGAAAGUCUCUCCAGAAUUCGUUUCUCUUGCUCACCACGCCAUUGGCAUCAGCAGGUCGAAUUGGGCGCGCUGGACCUAUGACGUCGCUGCACGGGCCGGGCUCCAAGCGAAGGCAAUCCAGAGUUUCCGGAAUGCUGUUGAUCCUCGGUUUGGAAAACCAAAGACUAUAGAGUAUCUAUACUCCUUGGCCUUCCAAAUGGCGGAGAUGCGGGAUCUCCCGAAUGCGAUCAAGGUGGCCAAACAAGCCCUCGCGCCUGUUCACCACGGGGAAACCCCUUCGGUAUACCCUCAAGGCCCAAGUUCGUCAAUGUUUCAGCGAGAAAGGCAGUUGAUGCCAUUGUGGCAUUUACUGGCCCUGGCGUUAUCCUCUCGCUCGGAUUACGCAGUUGCAGCUAAAGCUUGUGAGGCGGCAUUUGAUCAAUUCCACGAUACGGUUGUACUCUUCGGUCGAUCAGAAGCGGGUAUGCGAGCCAGUACAGAUUCGGAAAUGGAUCUUAAAGCUGCAACGAAAGGGAUCGCUGAUGAUAUGAAUGGCUUUGAAAAAGAAGGGAUAUUGCAGAUCAAGAUGACACAGAUUGCUUUGCUCGAGACUAUUGAAGGCUCAGACGUUGCUGUGGAAUCUACUGGAGAACUCUUCGCUCUCUACGCCAGACUCUUCGGGAACCCAGAUGCGGACACCAUCAAGCCGUCAAACGGGUUGGCACCGCCGCCAAGUGCUAAUGGGACGGUGAAAGGAAGCAUAUUCAGCCGCAAAAGCUUCCGAAGGCCGAAAACCGCCUCUCCCAUUUCCGCUCCAUCGGACAGUAUCACAGAGUCAAGGCCAGGUACAAGCGCAACACAGCGAACUCGAAUGACGCAGGUCACCAUGACGCCCACUAUUCAAGUCACUGGGGACGAUGGAACGCCAGAGCGGCGACAGAGCAUGGGACGUAAAGCAUCUCAAGCAGCGGCCGUGAAGCGGUCGGCAAGUGCUAAGCUACAUAAGAAACAUCCGCCAAGUCGAGAGGGUUCGGUAAAGGGUCGACCCAGCACUUCCGGCGCCUCUUCCAUUUUCGAGAACCACAAGCCCCACGAAGGCUCAGAUGAGCCGCUUCCGACGGAUGGGCCCCACCACCGCGAGUCCAAAGCCGGCAUCCUCCCUGCUAUCGGUCACAAUAUCGCCCCCGAUCAAGCCCCAGCCCCAGUCGGGCACCUAGACAACCCCCCCAGGCAGGAUACUCGGUUACCUGCACAACUCCCGGGUUCUAACGGGCACGAACCACAGCCAAGAUACCCUCAGGCCCAAGAAAAGCGGUAUAAAACCGCUCUGCUCGUUCAAAUUUGGCUAUUCGUUGCCGGCAUGUACAGCCGUGCUGGCAUGUACAGCGAAGCCAAAGGCGCCACCGACGAGGCUGCCACGCUAGUUGAGCGACUCGAAUUCGAGACCGUGAACCAAAACACCAGUGCCAGAGCGCUAGCGAACAGGAGUUGGAGCUGUUCGAAAAGCAUAGAUGAGCUUUGGGGAGACGUAUGGGCAGAGCGCGGUACCAUGGCCCAAACCCAAGCUUCCCCCUUCGCAGCCCAGCUCUGCUACGAAAAAGCCCUCACCUACUGGCCCAACCACAGCUUCGCCAUCAUCGGUCUCUCCGAGCUCCUCCUCGACAUCUACGACGAGAAAAUCCCCCCCGAGCCCCCAGAAAACUCGCCAGAUGCGCUCCCCCAAUUGCUCGCGAAAUCCUUGAUCCUCCCAACGACACCCAAGCUGGAAACCUCCAAGGAAUCGACUCCACCGCUCGAGAUCCCCGAACCGGCUCCGACUUCACCGAAGGAACUGCAUCGUCUCGCUUCGCGGGACCGUGCGUAUGGGCUAUUGGCGUCGCUCACGAAGCUUGGGUCGGGGUGGGAUUGCUCCGAGGCGUGGUUUGCGUUAGCAAGGGCGUAUGAGGCGGGCGGUCAGAUUGGGAAGGCGAAGGAGGUGCUGUGGUGGUGUGUGGAGCUGGAGGAUACGCGACCGGUACGGCAUUGGAGGAACUUGGGAUGCGGUGGAUACGUGAGAUGAGUGAGUCUUGGCGCAGUUGAAGAUACCCAUUGUAUCAUUCUUGGCUAUUGCUGGUCGGAAAAUUAGCGGAAGAUGGCCAUGACGAACUUCCAUUCUGGGGAUUGGGUUUAGGGCCAGAUUUGGUUUAUCAAGAUAGUACCUACCUUCCUAUCUGCGGGUAAAGCACCUAGUCGCCUCCUACACAUUAUUAGGGCUAUAUUUCAUCAAUCUCCUUUAAGCGUACUAUCUUUCUGAAGCCUUUCUCUUGCUUACC